AUGUCUGAUAAUAUAAAUCUACCAGAGUGCGAAUGGGGAUAUUCAAUAACGAAUUGUAACUAUGAUUCAGCAUUACAAGCGUUUUACAUAUGCUCCGACAUACUUUAUUUAAUAGUAACGGUUGGUGCGGCAGCGUUACUAGCAUUUAGAAUUAUAGUGCGUAAGGGUCAAAUUUGGAAGGAACGAUGUUUUUCACCUUUAGAAGGUUACUUAUUGGGAAUCAUCAUAUUCGGCGCCGCACGUACAUUUACGAAUAUUGUUCAACAGAUGGAUUGGUUUUCGAAUAAUCCAAUAUUGAGAGAGGUUAUUUAUGACUUUAGUUGGUUUCCGGGUGAUUUAACGAUAGCCACGUAUUUGACGGGAAUAUUCAGAACCCUACCAAAAAUGUCAUUUUACAGAUUCUCCAAUCAAAACACGCCCACAAUCUUUUUGCUCAAAGAAUCACAAAUCACAAGUAUAGCAAGACUUCACAUACCACCGCAUACCCCAUCAAAAUUCCUUUGUUUGAUAUUUGGUUUUCAUUGGGCUGGUUACGGUUUGGUACAUUUAUGUUUUGUGAUGACCGCAGCUUAUUAUGGCAAAAUUUUGGUCGAGUUAACCAAAAAUAGUUUUACGUUGGCCGGUGGUAAUGAUGAAGAAAAUAUUACAGGUAAGGAUAGCAUCAAGUUGGAUGAAUACAAUGGUAAUGGUGGUAAUGGUGAAUACGUGAGGAGCGAAACGUUUAAUUCGGAAGGAAAUAGUAGUAGAAAGUUAACAAAAAACGAAUGGCAAAAUUUAAGGAUAAUUCAAAACAUAAGAAAGUCAACCAAAUAUCAGCAAAUCGUUUUUCUUUCUCACAAAUAUCACCACUCCAUUAUGUAUGCUCGUCGCCUUGGCAGGCAUUCUACAGGCAGAAAUAUACCCGGGAACUUAUGA
Messenger RNA from Funneliformis geosporum, 915 nucleotides. Lineage: Eukaryota; Fungi; Glomeromycota; Glomeromycetes; Glomerales; Glomeraceae. The record is from the annotation of a GenBank genome assembly.